AAAGGGUGACAGAGAGACAAACAGACGCAAAAAAAACAGGCAUACUUUUUCGCUAACUAGCUACGCUAUAAAGCGGAGGGCAAGGCAGAAAGGUGCGGCAGAGUUCUGACCGGCAGAGGGAAAAGGAAGAGGGAGAGAUGGACGGAGGAAGAGCGAAGGGCAAAGAUCAAGGUGUAGUGGAUGGCGUGGCAGCGAUGGCGCACUGCUACCAGGAGUUCAACCCCAAAGCGUACCUGCAGUACAACUACACCCCUCCUCGCGCAGACUUCAGCCGCGCUGACAGCAUCGUGCCUUGGAAAUUGGGCUGCCUGCAUAGAGCUUUUACAGAAGGCGACGUGGGCGGAGAGACGCUGGUGGACGUGGGGUCGGGUCCCACCCUGUACCAGGUCCUGAGCGGCUGUGAGCUCUUUGGUCGGGUGGUGCUGACCGACUUCCUGGAUGUGAACCGCAGGGAGCUGAGGCGCUGGCUGAGGGAGGAGGAGGGCAGUUUCGACUGGACCCCCUACCUGAAGCAUGUCUGCAAGCUAGAGGGGCGCAGUCCCUCGGCGUGGCAGGAGAAGGCAACGCGCCUACGCUCUGUAGUCACGGAGAUCCUGCCCAUCGACGUGCACCAGCCUCUGCCCCUUCCGCUCGGCGCUCUGCCGACCCCUGGAGCCGACUGCCUGGUGUCCUCCUUCUGCCUGGAGAGCGUGAGCCCGGACCUGGCCUCCUUCACGCGGGCUCUGGGCCACAUGUCGGGCCUGCUGAAGCCCGGGGGCCACCUGCUCCUCAUCGGGGCCCUGGGGGAGAGCUACUACAUGGCGGGGCCGGGGGUCCGCAUCCCCGUGGUGCCUCUGGACGAGGCCCAGGUCUGCACCAGCCUCCGGGAGAACGGCUACGCCCUGAUCCACCUCAGCACCUACACCUUGCCCCCGGACAUGAGGGUGGGGGUGGACGACGUCAGCGGGAUCUUCUUCGUGAAGGCCAAGAAAAUGUAA
Messenger RNA from Conger conger (European conger), 977 nucleotides. Its product is annotated as phenylethanolamine N-methyltransferase. Bases 138 to 977 code for a protein of 279 amino acids. NCBI's taxonomy places the organism in Eukaryota, Metazoa, Chordata, Actinopteri, Anguilliformes, Congridae. The transcript is spliced from 3 exons. Gene Ontology annotation, molecular function: phenylethanolamine N-methyltransferase activity. The record is from RefSeq and is a predicted model, not a curated record. Gene Ontology annotation, cellular component: cytosol.